AUGUCUGAUCCGGCCUUGUCCACCACCAUCGGUUCCAACGCCAUGGGCCCGGAUUCCUCCUCCACCCCGACGGCCCCGCGACUCUCGCCCGCGGAGGGCUCCGAGACGCCGCGCCCGCCAGGCCAAUCACACAUCGCUGCCAGCGGCAGCGGCAUCGGGGGAGGCAGCGGCCGAAAGAUAGAGCGCUCGUGUAACCUGUGCCACCGGCGCAAGAUCCGCUGCGACAAGAAGUCGCCCUGCUCGUCGUGUGCGCGCGGCGGGUUCCCGUGCUUUUAUCCGCAGGCCGGCCAGCCGAUCCGCCGGGUCCGAAAGACGACCAUCGCGGACGUGGCCAGCCGGAUCUCGGACCUGGAGAAGACGCUCACGGCGGGGGUGGGGCGGGAUCAGCUCCGGGUCAGGUCGCCGCCGGUCGCGUCGUCGUCGGCGGAUACCCCGGGGCUGGGUGGUGUCUCGUCGGGGUGGGAUACGGGGAGGUCUGUAUAUGACAGGCCGGCUACAGCGCCUUCAUCUGGGUCUCAUGCGAAGAGCCCCGGUGACGAGAUUUUGGUGAGGAAGGGAACGCAGAGUCAGUACUUUGAUGAGGUGCUCAUCUCACGGGUUAUUGAGGAGGAACAUGAGAUCCAGUCAGUAUUAACGACGCCAGGGAGCGACCCAGCUCCGCAGGCGGCGCCGUCACCAUUCAAUCCCAUGGGUAUCUUGUCAAGUCCAGAUCUCAAAUUAGAUCUGACAGAGCUGCUCCCACCCAAGUGGGGUGCGAUUGAGCUGUGGAAGAAUUACGCCGAGAACAUUGAGCUGUGUAACAAAAUCAUACACAGACCGACGGCGGAAGUGUUGAUCUACACGGCGAUAGACGACCCUGCCAAUGCUUCCCUCGAGGCUCUGGCCCUCAUGUUCUCCGUCUUUUUCGUGUCUACUGUCGUGCUUGACCCAAGUACGAUCCAGAAGAUCACCGGAGAGGAUAAAGUGACCGCUCUUCACCGAUACAAGACGGGUCUAGAGCAAGCAUUCGCCAAGGCCGACUUUCUGGAGCAUCCUUCUGUCAGGCUUCUGGAGGCGUUGUCUGUCUACUUGGCAGCCCUUCGCAUACACAAUCCAGGCCGCGGCCUGUGGACCCUAAACGGCCUCGCCAUCCGAGCCGCGCAGUCCAUCGGCCUGCACCGCGACGGCACGCGCCUCGGCCUCUCCGUCUUCGAAUGCGAGAUCCGCCGCCGGCUGUGGUGGCAUCUCGUCGCCCGCGACGGCAGGGCGUCGGAGGACUACGGCAUCCAGAACCCGACCUGCUUCAACCUCAGCGUCGGCGUCAACUACCCCUCCAACCUCGACGACAACGACCUGUACCCCGAGAUGAAGGAGCUCCCGCCGCCGAGGCCCGGCUGGACGCCAAUCACGCUGGCGCUGAUCAACAUCCAGAUCUCGCGCGCGUGGCACCGUCUGGCGGCGAUUGCGUCCGAGUGGAAGGAGAAGCCCGUCCCGGAGUCGGUGCGGACGCAGAUUGUGGAUGAGCUGAGGGACUAUGCGGAGGGGUUCCUGAGGCACUGUAACCCUGUUAUCCCGCAUCAAAGGCAGUGCUUGCUUGUGGCGAGGUUCAUCAUUCGGAAGGUUGACUUGGUGACGAGGCAGCAGUGGCUGAAUUUGGAGCACCCUGAGGCGAGGGAGUCGUUCGCUACAGAGGAGAAUCUGUUGCAGGCGUUGGGUAUCCUGGAAGACGGGAUGAGCCUCGCGUCGGAUGAGUUGUUGAGGCCGUAUCGCUGGAGCAUGAGGGCGUAUCCUCAGUACCACAUGAUUCUAUAUGUUCUGUGGCAUCUGUGUGUGAAGCCCGAGGGGCCGAACGUGGAGAGGGCGUGGAAAGCGUUGGAGUACUCGAUGGAUCAUGUAAGGAAUGUCGGCACUGGAUCGGGCCCGGCUGCGAAGAUGACUGUGCUCGAGGCGUUACGAGAGAAGGCUUUGGCGAUCCGCCAGGGUAUUGCUAGUGGUGGGGAGAAGGAGAAGGAAAAGGAGGCGUAUCCCACACCUGGAGCUACCGAUGAGAGGUCAGAGGUUGAGGGCGCGGAGGGGGUGUUGGACGGAAUGAAUGGGAUGAAUGGAGUUGAUGGGAUGGAUUGGAAUACCGUCAUGCAGGACUUUCCGGAUUGGAGCACAUUGAUGACGGAGUUUCAGAUGGAUGGACUGGCUUUUCCGAAUUUCCUUGACUAA
Messenger RNA from Colletotrichum siamense, 2193 nucleotides. RefSeq names its product C6 transcription factor asaR (gene asaR-0). The record is from RefSeq and is a predicted model, not a curated record. Gene Ontology annotation, molecular function: DNA-binding transcription factor activity, RNA polymerase II-specific; DNA binding; zinc ion binding. Gene Ontology annotation, biological process: DNA-templated transcription; regulation of DNA-templated transcription. The coding region runs from base 1 to 2193 and encodes 730 amino acids. The transcript has 3 exons. Lineage: Eukaryota; Fungi; Ascomycota; Sordariomycetes; Glomerellales; Glomerellaceae.